Messenger RNA from Adineta steineri, 307 nucleotides. The record is from the annotation of a GenBank genome assembly. NCBI's taxonomy places the organism in Eukaryota, Metazoa, Rotifera, Eurotatoria, Adinetida, Adinetidae.
AUGAAAACAUUAUUAAACAGUCUACUCGUCCACGAACAGGAUUAACCAAAACUAAACAAAUGGAAACAAAAUGCCAUCACUGUAGCUGGUGGAAAUGAACAAGGACAAGAAUUAAAUCAACUCAAUUACCCUGCAGGAAUCUCUAUUGAUAAAAACAAAAAUAUUUUCAUAGCUGAUUAUGCAAAUCAUCGUAUUGUUGAAUGGGAAUACAAUGCAAAAGAAGGAAAAAUUAUUGCAGGUGGAAAUAAAGAAGGAAAUCAAAUCGAUCAAUUAUACGGUCCAACAGAUGUGAUUGUUGAUGAACAAA